Dictyostelium purpureum is the source of this 4212-nucleotide messenger RNA. RefSeq lists its product as uncharacterized. Gene Ontology annotation, molecular function: ubiquitin protein ligase activity; ubiquitin conjugating enzyme binding; zinc ion binding. Gene Ontology annotation, cellular component: cytoplasm; ubiquitin ligase complex. Gene Ontology annotation, biological process: positive regulation of proteasomal ubiquitin-dependent protein catabolic process; ubiquitin-dependent protein catabolic process; protein polyubiquitination. The record is from RefSeq and is a predicted model, not a curated record. The coding region runs from base 1 to 4212 and encodes 1403 amino acids. The transcript is spliced from 3 exons. NCBI's taxonomy places the organism in Eukaryota, Evosea, Eumycetozoa, Dictyosteliales, Dictyosteliaceae.
AUGGGUGUACAUAAUAGUAAAGAGAUUAGAGGCAAUCAAUAUAAUGAUGAACAACCACAACAAAUUGAACAGCAGCAACAACAUCACACCAACCAAAUACAGCAACAACAACAACAGCAACAAAGAGUUUUAUCAGAUACUGCAAUACAUGUAAAGAAAAGAAUUUCAUUAAGAAAAAAAUUAAAAUCAAUUUCAUUUUCAAGUUCAAAAUCACCUAUAUUUUCACCAAACAACAGCAACUUUACCAAUAAUAAUUAUAGUAGUACCAAUAAUAAUAUUAAUAAUAUCAAUAAUAUUCACAGAGAAAAAGAAAAUGAAGAUUUAGGAAAUGAUCAAGAUGAAAUUAACAAUACCGAUGAUGAAAACUUAGACUAUGAAUAUGAUGAAGAAGGAACAAGUGACGAAGAAGAAAUAAUCGAUGAUACUCUAGACGAUACUGCAUUUUUACCAAGAAUUGCCUCAAAAAACAAAAACGAUAACAAUACAGUUUUUUCCCCAUCUAUAAUAAACAACAAUGAUAAAAACAAUAAUGGCUCCUCAUCAUCCCCUUCAUCAUCAUCAUCAAUUGUAUCACCAUCAAUUUUAAAUCAACAAACUCCUGUAAAUAAUACAACAAAUUAUAUAUCAUCAUCAUCAAAUUCUAAUUGGUAUUCAUUAGAGAAUGCCGAAAGCUAUACAAUUACAAAAGAGAAUGAUAAGAAUGUAUGUGUAAUAUCAAUGGAAGAUAUUAUAUAUAUUCUUGAAGAACAAGUUAGUAGAGCAUCCGAAAUUUUAGGUUUGGACUUACCAUCGUCCUCAACAAUACUGAUUCACUACAAAUGGAAUAUGGAGACUUUAUUAUUAAAUUUUAUUGAAAAAGGAGAUGAAGUAUUAUUUGCAGAAGCAGGUGUUUUUAACCCAACCGAAAAAUCACAAGAAAAUAUAAAAAUAAUUGAUCUAUUAUUACCAAUCGGAAGCUAUUUAAAAAAAGGUGGUGAAUUUUUAGUUAACUCUUCUCCAUCUUCAAUAAAUUCCGCCAACUUAACACCAGUAAGCACCACUAAUAAUAUAAUACCAAAUAAUAAUACCCCACCAUCAAAUACAAAUAACGAAAACUUUAAUAAUACUCUUAAUGAAAUUAUAAUGUUCCCAGACUCACCGCAAAGAAUAAGGUCAUCUUUAAGACCCCUAAGAGUUAGAUGGGAUAAUAAUAAUAAUAAUAACAUUACCAAUAAUAAUAACAUUGCAAAUAAUUACAUACCAAAUAUAAGAGCAAGGACCCACAACCAUAUGAAUUCAAUUACAAUCAAUGCAUGGAAUCUACCUUCCUCGUCGAUAAGCAAUAUUAACAAUACCCAAUAUUUAAACAACCUUAACAAAGCAAUAAUAAAUAGCCCCCCAUUUCAAUCAUCUUCACAAACUACAAAUAUGGAAAUUAAUACAAACGAUGAUUUUGAAGAAACUAUAGAUGAUAUUUAUAACAAACUUAAUGACAUUUCAAAUUCAUUUGAAUCAAAUCAUACAUUUAAAGAACUUAAUGAAUAUCGUCAAAUGGAACUUAGAGCCUCUCAAGAAAAAGAAGGUGAAAAAAAGGACCAAAUGUGCAGCUCAAGUAUAAAUAAUUUUAAUAGUAAUUUAAACAAUAUAAAUAAUAACAAUAAUAAUUUAAAUAACUUUAACAAUAUAAACAAUAACAACAAUAUAAAUAGUAAUAAAAAAAUAGUACCCAAUAAUAAACUUUUAGAUAUUAAAUAUGAUAUUUCAAAUCCACCUCCAAGCCCUAGACCAGUAAGAAGGUUAGCUUUUGUAAAGAUGCUAAAAAAAGAUAAUAAUGAACUCAUAACAAAACAACAAGUCCAACCAAAACCAUUUGAGUACUAUAUAAACAAUAGAAAUGUUAAUAAUUUAGAAAUCUCAGGUGACGGAAAUACUAAUGAAAAUGAAAAUACUCAAAACAAUUCAAAAGAUGAAAAAACCACAACUACAACUACUACUACUACUACACCUACAACUACAACUACAACAACUACUACCACUACCACAACCACCUCAACUACCAACAACUAUAGCCCAUACAUUAGUAGCAAUUUAAAUCCAAUGUCAUUAAGCUCUGAUAAUUCAUUUUUAUGUACAACCGAAGAAAUUGAUAAAACAAACAGUACAUAUACAUUUAACAAUGAAAUUAGUAGCGAAAGUGGAGAAAGUGAAACUAAUUUUCCAACCCCUCCAACAACACGUUUAAAUAACAACAGUAAUGAAAAUAAUAUUCAACCCAACAACAAUACUGGGGUUAAUAUCAAUGAUAACAAUUCAAACGAGGAUGAUGAAUAUUCGGAAAAAGAUGGUGCAGAUGAAGAAAUUUUAAAUUUAGACGGUGCCGCAAUAAUAAAUGAAGAUAAUCAAAAUGAAAGUGAAAGUGAAAGUGAAAGUGAAAGUGAAAGUGAAAGCGAAAGUGAAAGUGAAAGCGAAAGUGAAAGCGAAAGCGAAAGUGAAAGUGAAAGCGAAAGCGAAAGCGAAAGUGAAAGUGAAAGUGAAAGUGAAAGUGAAAAUGAAAAUGAAAAUAAAAAUAUAAACAAUAAUAUUACAAAUAAUAACUACAACGACAACAACCAUAAUAAUAAUUGUAACAAUAUAAAUAAUAAUAAUAUUAACCAAAAUGAAAAUGAAAAUGUAAACAAUAACAAUAUAGAAAAUAACAUCAUUGAAAAUAUUUAUUAUAGUUUUAAUAAUGAAAAUAAAUCACCAAAAACAGAAAUUGAAACAAAAACUGAAGAAAAAAACAUAGGCAAAGAAAAUGAGGAAGAAAUAAUGUGUAAUGUUUGCUUAACUGAAACGCCAAAAUCAAAUACAUUUUCAUUGUCAUGCAAACAUAGCUAUUGUUUAGAUUGUUGGGAUUCAUACUUAACAACCAAAAUUGAAGAAGGUCCUGCUUGUUUAUUUUCAAGAUGUAUAGAACCAAAGUGCAAAUUGGUUUUAAAUAUUUUAAAUUUUAGAAAAAUAUUAAAUGAUAAAGUUUAUUGUAGGUAUCUAUAUAUUUAUAUUAAAUCAUUUAUUGAACAUAAUCAAAAAACAACUUGGUGCUCAAAUCCACAAUCAUGUAAUAUGGCAAUACACUAUCACGGGAUCGACCUACCAAAAAUAUUAAAUGUAACAUGCUCAUGUAAUUGGAGAUUUUGUUUUCAUUGUGGUGAAGAAUAUCAUAUGCCUGCAUUAUGUAAUCAAUUAGAUGAUUGGAAAAUUUUAAAAAAUAAAGAAGAGGGUCAAAACGCUAUCUGGUUAAGUCACAAUACCAAAAAAUGCCCAAAAUGUAAAAUACAUAUAGAAAAAAAUGAAGGCUGUAUGCAUAUGUGUUGUAGUAGUUGCAGAGCAGAGUUUUGUUGGCUAUGUAAAGGUCCUUGGUCAGAACAUGGAGACAGAACAGGUGGCUUUUUUUCAUGUAAUCGUUAUGAUCCAUUAAAACAUGAUACACCAGAUUUAGACAAAACCUUUGGAACAUAUGCACAUCAUUUCCAACGUUAUAAUUAUCAUCAAAAUGCUAAGAAAUACGCAAUGGGUAAAUUAAAAAUACUUGAACUAGAUGAAUCCAAACUAUUAAAACUACCUCUUAACGAACUUCAUCUACAAAUUAUACAGGUGGGUAAACAAUUUAUAUAUGAAGCUAUGAAUUUAAUUUUAGAGUGCAGACACACAUUAAAAAACACCUAUGUCUAUGGCUACUAUAUUAAAGAUAACAAAGAAAGAGAACUAUUCGAAUUUUUACAAGAAGAUUUAGAAAAAAGUACUGAACACCUUUGUGAAAUUGUGUUUGAUGAAAUAACAACCUAUCAUAGAUAUAUCUAUAAAUACCCAACAGCGAUCUCACGCCUAUCUUCCCCCUCAUCAUUUAAUCCACCAAUCAAUCAUAGCAAUAGCAAUUUAGAUUUUAAUACCUACGAUAACCAUAAUUAUAGCUCGUCACUAUCAUCCUCCACAUCCUCCCUUGAAGAAGAUAAUAAACAAUAUUCAGGUUUAGAAUUAAUACAAAUGUUUGAAACCCAAUCGUUCCAACAUGUUCAAACCUACCAUAAAACAACAAAAAAAUUUUUAGAGAAUCUUUUAUCAGGUAUUUCAAAUGGUCUGUUAUCAGAUUAUGGCCCCCCCUCAAAUCAUAGUUUAAAAAUUCAAAACAAUUCAAAAAAACACAAAGGUUCAUUAUCAUUAUUUAAAAGAAAAAUUACAUUUCCAAAAAUCUAA